AUGGAUGUAUUUGCUGCUAUGGGCAUCGCUGGUUUUGGGAAGAAAACUAGUAAGAGGACGCUCGACGCUGGUAGGUUCGACAAGAAUAAACGACAGGAUGAUGCUUUGGAGCCUGCAAAGAGCGAGUCAGCGACUCCAGGUCCCUCUGCUCCUGUGCAGGACUCGACCUCGACCUCUGCCUCUGCUUCCCCAGGUCCUGGCUCUAUGCCGCCCCCUCCCGUCCCUUCCAAAGCACAGUCACAAGCCCAAGCCCAAACUUCUUCAUCCUCUUCUACAAACGAGCCUUUCGAACCCGAAUUCGACCCAGACGAAUUUGCAUCCGACGACGAGGACGACGUCGGCCCCUCGCCUUUCAACGAACCCGGCAACGAGUUCCCAACGACGCACGAGCUCGUCCUCAAAGACCACACGAAAGUCGUUUCGUCGCUCGCUCUGGACCCGUCGGGCGCGCGGGUGCUGAGCGGGUCGCAUGAUUAUGAUUGUAAGCUGUGGGAUUUUGGGGGGAUGGAUGCGAGGUGUAGGCCGUUUAAGAGCUGGGAGCCGGCGGGGAGCUAUCAUAUUCAUGAUUUGAAGUAUUCUCCGGACGGGCACAAGUUCCUCGUUAUUUCGGGCACGUCGCAGGCGAAGCUUUAUGAUAGGGACGGAGACGAACAGGCGACGUACAUCAAGGGCGAUCCAUAUAUUCGGGACAUGAAGAACACAGCUGGUCAUGUUGGCGAGUUAUCCGCCUGCGCGUGGCACCCGAAGGACGCGCAGACCUUCAUCACGAGCUCGGCGGACUCGACUAUCCGGAUCUGGGACGUCGAGAACAAACGGAAGCAGAAGACGGUGAUCGUCGUGAAGUCCAAAGAACGCGGUGCGCGCACGAAAGUGACGACGUGCGGUUAUUCGCCCGAUGGGAGGGUCAUCGGCGGAGCGUGUAUCGACGGCGCCCUACACCUCUGGAAGACGAACUCGAACCUGGUGAGGCCGGAUCAAACGAUCGAAGGCGCGCAUACAAAGGGGACGGAGACGGGUUCGUUGGUUUUUUCGGUGGACGGGAGGACGUUGCUGACGAGGGGCGGAGAUGAUACGGUCAAAUUAUGGGACCUGCGCGCGUUCAAGAAACCGCUAGCGACGCGGACGAACGUCCUCACGCUCUACCCGACCACGAACGCGAUCUUCAGUCCGGAUAACAAGUACGUCGUCACGGGCGCCGGAGCGACUGCAAAGGGAGGUAAGGGAAAGUUGUUGUUCUUGAGGAGGGAGGAUCUGGAGGUGGAGAAGGAGGUGGACAUGGAUGCGACGCCGGUGGUGGUGCAGUGGCAUCCGAAGAUCAAUCAGAUCAUAACCGGCCUUACAAACGGCCAAAUCUCCGUCCUCUACUCUCCGUCCUCCUCCCUCAACGGUGCCAAACUGCUCCUCAACAAAGGGCCCUCCAAAAAGCCGACGAUCGAAGACAUGUCGGACGCGCUUGCGGCGCCAACGAUCAUCACGCCGCAUGCGCUGCCGAUGUUCAGGGAGGGAGAGCAGGGUAACAGAGGGAGUAAGAGGAGGAGGGAGAAGGAGAGGAUGGACCCGAGGAAGAGCAGGAGGCCGGAGAUGCCUGUUACGGGGCCGGGUAAGGGAGGUAGAGUGGGAGCGAGUGCGACGCAGCAUGUCGUGCAGAAUCUGGUUAGGGAUACGACGAGGGACGAGGAUCCUCGGGAGGCGCUGCUCAAGUACGCGGAGAGGGCAGAACAGGACCCACAAUGGACGGCAGCCUGGAGGGCGAACCAGCCGAAGCCAGUGUUUGCGGACGUCGAGGAGGACGAGGAGGAGGGCACUGGGUCGUAG
Stereum hirsutum FP-91666 SS1 is the source of this 1815-nucleotide messenger RNA. RefSeq names its product transcription factor. Lineage: Eukaryota; Fungi; Basidiomycota; Agaricomycetes; Russulales; Stereaceae. Gene Ontology annotation, molecular function: protein binding. Gene Ontology annotation, biological process: regulation of DNA double-strand break processing. The record is from RefSeq and is a predicted model, not a curated record. The coding region runs from base 1 to 1815 and encodes 604 amino acids. Gene Ontology annotation, cellular component: site of double-strand break; nucleus. The transcript is spliced from 11 exons.